Numida meleagris (helmeted guineafowl) is the source of this 1780-nucleotide messenger RNA. RefSeq names its product bone morphogenetic protein 10 (gene BMP10). The transcript is spliced from 2 exons. The record is from RefSeq and is a predicted model, not a curated record. Gene Ontology annotation, biological process: SMAD protein signal transduction; BMP signaling pathway. Gene Ontology annotation, molecular function: cytokine activity; growth factor activity. NCBI's taxonomy places the organism in Eukaryota, Metazoa, Chordata, Aves, Galliformes, Numididae. Gene Ontology annotation, cellular component: extracellular region. Bases 252 to 1529 code for a protein of 425 amino acids.
CAAGAUAGCAACAAAUCUGGUGAACAGCUUACACUACAUGAGAUAAGAGAGGCAAGGCGACCAUAGAAGAGAGCAAGCCCUAUCCAAUUACUGAGACCUGGCUUUGGGGAGGGGGAAGGGAGGGAGAGAGGACGGAUCACAAGUUUCAGUCCAAACUUGUCAUCUCCCUGUGACACAAGGGGAUAAAACCGCCACUUAGCCCGCACAAGAGCUAGAGCUUGUUGAGUGUGGUCAGAGGCCGGAGCGAAGCCAUGGAUUCCAUAGUCCUCCAGCUGUGGGCUGGCCUCUGCCUCUUGGUUCACCUUGCCGCUUGCAGUCCCAUCCUGAGCUUGGAGCACUCUUCCUUGGAGGAAGGCGAGCCUCUUUUCGAUGAAUUCCUAUCCGAGCAGGAUGGCGUUGAUUUCAACACAUUGCUUCAGAAUAUGAAGAACGAGUUCCUGAAGACAUUGAACCUCUCUGACAUUCCUCUGCAUGAAUCGGCCAAAGUGGACCCACCAGAGUACAUGCUCGAGCUGUACAACAAGUUUGCCACCGAUAGGACAUCUAUGCCAUCUGCAAAUAUCAUUAGGAGCUUCAAAAAUGAAGACCUUGCUUCCCACCCUGUUGGUGUCAUAGGAGUUCGGAAAUACCCUCUUCUGUUCAACGUCUCCAUCCCUCACCAUGAAGAAAUCACCAUGGCGGAGCUGAGGCUCUACACCUUGGUGGAGAGGGACCAAAUGCUCUAUGACGGGCUCGACCGAAAGGUCACCAUUUUUGAAGUGCUGGAAAACAACCAUAUGGGGGUAGGAGAAGAAAGAAAGAUCGUGGCGUUGGCAUCCAGACAGAUCUACGGCACAAGCAGCGAGUGGGAGAGCUUCGAGGUGACCGAAGCCAUCAGGCGUUGGAGAAGGGCAGGGCUGACCACGCACCGGCUGGAGGUUCACAUUGAGAGCAGAGAAGGGGAGGAGCAGAAUGGAGAGGGGAAACUCGACAUCGACAUCAACUCUGAGGCUAAGCACGUGCCCCUGUUGAUUGUGUUCUCUGAUGACCAAAGCAAUGAUAAGAAAGAGGAGAAGCAAGAGCUGAACGAAAUGAUAGACCAUGAGCAGCUCCUGGACUUGGAGAACCUGGAGGUUGGCAAUUUCCACGGACACCCUGGUGAGGAGGCUCUGCUCCAGAUGCGUUCCAACAUCAUUUAUGACUCUACUGCUCGAAUCCGGAGGAACGCAAAAGGCAACUACUGCAAAAAGACCCCACUCUACAUAGAUUUCAAAGAGAUUGGCUGGGAUUCCUGGAUCAUCGCUCCAGCGGGAUAUGAAGCUUAUGAGUGCCAUGGAGUGUGCGCCUACCCCUUAACAGAGCACGUCACCCCAACGAAACAUGCUAUUGUCCAGACUUUGGUUCACUUGAAGAAUCCCCAGAAAGCCUCCAAGGCCUGCUGCGUGCCCACUAAACUCGAUCCUAUCUCAAUUCUCUACAUGGAUGCAGGGGUGGUCACCUACAAGUUCAAAUAUGAAGGCAUGGUGGUAUCAGAGUGUGGCUGCAGAUAGUAGCAGGGAACACAUGCACAGGGGAGUGCACAAGGGAAGUAUUUAAUGAUUCAGUCUGUAAAUUUGUACAUUUCGGAUUUCCUAUUUAAUAAGGUUAUUUAAUGAGGCAUGUACAGAUAAUUGUAUGUUUCCUGUCAUGGGGAAUGGGCAAGUCAUAUGACCGAAGGCGAAUGUAUAUUUUGUUCCAUUGCUUGCUUCUUGCUAUUCUGUUCCAGUUAUGACCAUCUCUCUUCAUACCUGAGCAUAGAGCA